AGCUUCUCGCUCUUUUAUUUUUCGCGAAAACUGAAUAUCGCGCGCGGGCCACCCUUCCAACUUUCGGCACCAGUUCUGCGCUCAUCGAGCAAGUUCACGUUCUCCACAACACCCCUCCUCCUCCUUUUUCUUGCUUUUCGUUACGUUCCGUUUCUCCGACUCCCGGCGGCGCGCGGCGUUGACGUUGUUUAAAGAUGGCGGCAUCCAUUAUUAAGGUUUGCGUUAGUAGCGAGUUCCCGGAUAAUUUAGCCCCGUAUUUGUGCAUCGCCAUGGCUUAGUUUCGUUACAAAUGCGUCGACCGAGUGGAACGGGAGGUGCCGGGAGGAGCAACGCCGGAGCCGGUCCGGAGGAAGUUAGAUCACGUUGUGCGGUUGGACGUUGCUGGAACGGCAACGGUUGGAGGAGCUUCUCUUUGGAAGGUGGACAAGCAGAAUGAUGAGCUGGCGACAACGGCUGGUCAGCGGUCCAAGUCCAACUUGGCAGGCCUGCAGUUGGACGGCCGGCUGCCAGGAGGAUGCCUUGUAGGGUCAGGAUCCGGGGACGAGGCACAGGCAUUGGUUGGUGUCGGCAGCAGUGGAAGCAGAAGCAGCCACAGUGGCGGGAAAACGGAGCAGGAUGGCGGGCAUCCUGUUCACCAUUGAACAGAUAGAGCUGAUCCGUAGGCUCCGGGCCUCGGGCAUCACCCGGGAUCAGGUGAUGAUGGCCUUUGAGCAGCUGGAUCGGCUCGACAUGGAGUUGGGCAGCGCGCUGCCGUGUCCCGUGAUGCCCGCGCUGUUGCCGCGCGGGCGUUCCAACUACGGAGGAGGCGGAGGUGGUGGUGGGGGAGGAGGGGGCGGGGGUAGCGGGGCCGACACGCACGGGACAGGGGGAGCAGGAUCGGGGGGACACAACGGGUUGCUGUCUUCGUCGGCAGCCGCCAGGAACUACAUGGCCAGCAGGGAGCCGCCACAGUUGCAGAACGCCUCGUCCAACGACUCGGCCACGGGGGACUGCGGCCCACACAACGGCGAGAGCGUGGCCUCCCCACCGACAACGACAGCCACAAGUAGUGGCGGCGGCAGCGGGGCGAAGCUGCCCAGCGAGCUGACCAUCAUCCCGAUCUCGGCCAAUGCGUCGCCCCAGGGCGGCAACGAGGAACACGGCGGCUACGGCAGCGGAGGAGGUGGCGGAGGCGGAGCCUCGUCGAACAUGUAUCCACCUGGUGUGGUUCCCAUGCAGUACCUUAUGAACCCCCACGAAUUCCUCCAAGAGGAAUCGGGGGAUAUCGACGAGCUGAAAAGGUCAGCGUACCCACUCCUCCCACCGAAGGGGGAGGCGGCCAUCUUGUCCGAGAUCCGCAACUUCGUGAUGCGCUACAACAUCAAGCAGACGAUGAUCGCCGAGAUGACCAAGCUCAGCCAGGCGUACGUGAGCCGCUUUUUCCGCGGCGACAUCGCCGACAUGUCGGAACGCACCAAAAACACUUUCUACAUGUGGUACCUGACGUGCAAGAACAACCCUUGGAAGUUGGCACAACUGUGCCCCAACUCCGGUGUGAAGCGGAUGGUCUCGGAGACGGGUGACUUGAUUCCACUCAAGCGGGAGCGCUUCACCUUCAAGUCGGCACACCUGGCCGUAUUGGAGCGGUACUACGAGCGUGAUCCAUACCCGGAUGCGCAGACGCGCGAGCAGAUUGUCGAGGAGUGCAACGAGGCGGUCGAGCGACCUGAGCGUCCUCUGACUGAACGGGAGAAAGUGAGCCUGCCUGUGGUGAACAACUGGUUCAACAACCGUCGAAAAGAGGCCAAGAAGCAACUCAGGCAGCAACAUGCGGCAGCAAUGGCGGCGGCGGCUCAGGCGGGCGGCCUUGGCGGGUUGCCGGGGGCGCUGACCAGUGGGGGCCACCAGAAGUCCCCCUUCUCGGUGGGUCCCCCCUUGUGGGGCGCACCCAGCCUGUACCCGCAGGUGGGAAGCUCGGCCGCAGCCCUCGCGGCUGCACUGCCAUCGUGCGCUGCCGGAUUGCCCACUUCCUCGCCACAUGUGGAGGCGCCCUCGAUGCGAGGUGGUGGCAGCGACCAGGGUGACUCUGCGGGCCCCGAGGGGGACAGUGACCAGGGGGACUCUGACACCUCUCAGGGGGAGGACUCCACCUCACUGCCGUCGUACGGCCACGACUCGGAGCCGGCCGACUUCACCACCAACGACAACAUGAAGCCCGUCAUCAAGCAGGAAAUGCCAAGUGCUCAGUGUGUGUCCAGCAUGGAGCAGGAUGAUGACGGCUAAGGACGGCGCAGCGGUGGACUACAAGUCCCGGUGGGAGAGAAGACGAAAAAGAAAAAGGAAGAAGCGAAGUCAAAACUGAGAGUCGUCGACGCGGAAGGAUUUCGUUGUCGCCAGUGAAAAAAGAAGAAGAAAGGAAGAGUUUCAAGAAAGUCCUGAGUAGACGUCGGACAAGCGAGCGCCGGCCAUCUUCUGCGGCGGUCGGCCCCGAAAUCCCGAGUGAAAAUAAUGGCACUGGCGCAAGGUUGAAGACGAGGACGUCGCGAAAGAAAGACGCUGAGGGUCGUCGGAACGAGUUUUUCGGUGCCUCCGAGGUUGAAGGAAGUCAUUUGUUGGAUCGUCGUUGCCCCGCCCCACCCCGACGGAAAAGCAGUAGUGUUGUGUGUUGAGUGACAAGUGUGCAACGUUGUUGCUGUUCGCCGCGUCGGACGUUGCCGCGCGAGGUUGCGGCGCAUCGUCUCGACUGGCGGGUGCCGGGAAGGGAACAAGUUUUCCACGGUCUCUACCUCACGAUUGAAAAAAAAAAAAAAGAAGUGAAUUGAAAAAAGAAAACGGAAAGAAAAGCAGCGAAAUGAUGGAAGGCAGGAAUGAAAUUAAUGUAUGUUUAUCUUUUUUCCUUCUCUCUCACUCUCUCCUCUUUUUUUCUUGCGAACAAAUGCCAAAUUGAACAUAGGUUUAGAUUUAACGGGUUUCGGAGUACCUCAUUCCUGUCGUUUUAUUGCGUGCGAUGCGGCGUGUGUGACGCUCGUGAUUGUCUGCUCAUGUUUUCCCCAGCGAUGUGCUUACUUCAGGCACAUGUUUCCUUCGCAUUUUUUGUCAAAGUGCUCUUGGUUUUCUGUUUUCAUCCCAACAAUCCCGGUGCUUUUAUUAUUAUUUUUUCCGACGGUGAUAACCUUGGUUUGCAGUAACUGCGAGUUUAGUAGGCGCCGCAGGCGUCACCUUUCGGUUAUAGUUAUCGAGCAGGCCAUCCGUCGUUGUUGCAAUCUUGCUACGUCAUCUUUGCUUUUAUUUUGUGGGUGUGUGUGUGUGUGUGCAUGUUUGUACCACCUUUAAGUGCUACGUUUUUUUCCCGGUGUUGUUUUCUUGAGAGAGUUUUUAUAAGUUGUUGCCACGGCUACUGAGUAGCUUUUAUAUAAUUACGUCAAAGAAGUCUUCUGGGCUCGUUGACCAAUCGUGUCAUUACGAAGGAUGUCGACUCUGCUUUCUCUUUCUUUAUUUUUGUUGUCGAUUGUCAAAAUUGUGACAGUUGCUUGCAGUGCACGCAAAAUACUUGUUCUGUCCCGUUAGCUUGUUACACGACGAUCCUGUCUCGUUUAACAUUACAGGUAUGUUUCGUAAUCUUCGUUUCUUUGAACUUUUUAAAAUUGAAUGUCGUUUGCAUGAUGCACGUUACAAAGAAGUGUAUGUCUUUGUCGCCUGUCAGUGCGUCCAGCGUCAUCGUGACGAUUGUGCGUAUGAUGUGCAUUGCAGCAAGAAACUCGGGAAUCUGAGGGUACUCUUGGAGAGAGACAGUUCUUUCUUGUUUUAUUUUUAUUACGUACAUUUACAGCUAAACUUUCGUGUAAGUUCACGGAGACUGAUGUUAUGAACAGCAAUGGAAUAGUGCGGGUUUCAUUUUUUUCGUUUGUUCGUUUCUUCGUUCCCUCGGUAGACGUCUUGGAACUCUAAGAUCACCACGAUUGCUCAGGUCUCUUGAAAAAAAAAAAAAAUGGAAAACGGGUCAGUUUUGCCGAACGAUGACAAGGCACUCAUGGGAGGGGAACGAACAGACCUUUUAACGUCAAGUUUUAGUUGAGCAUCCUUGUCUAACGCGGAGUGGUCGACCGACUGGAGGCCAUUAAAAACAAACAAGUUAGGCGAGGUCCUUCCUUACAUUUUUUUUUUCUUACGGAGAGAGGACGGAAGAAGAUUGACGACGGGAUGCUGAAACCUUCACCACCACGUAUCUUAUUCCUUUCGAGCAGUCCUGCCAUUUUUUUUUUCUUUUUAAAACAUUUGUGCCUGUAGGUUAUCGUCCUUUCUCUCACGUUUAGUGCCUCCUUCAUUUUGCGCAGUGUUUCGCAUCCACAAUUGUGUCUAUUUUUAUUAUGUUUUUUUUUUUUUUUUCAUGAGUCCUACCUCACUUAUAUUUACACGCUCAACUCGAAGAUCCGUUUAUUUUCCCUUCCCAUUCACAUGGCGCACUCUGCAGCGCCAUACAACGCGGAGCCAUCGUCGUCGGGCGGCACAUUGCCAUUCAGGGUUUCUUCCCUGUCCCCUGACGUCGCCGUAUCAAGCUAAGGUGCGGCUCUUACGUGUGUGAGUGUGUGUUUUUUUUUUUUUUCGUUAUCAUUUUUCUCUUCGGUGCCUAGACUGGUGGUGCUGGCAUAGACAGGAGUGACGCGAUGUGGUGUAGUAUUGCGCGGCGAAUUCUGUUCGCCCUUCGACGAUGCUACAUCGCUUCGUGGGACAGUGGUGUGCCAUUGGCAAUGAAGAAGAAGAAGACUGUUUCCGAGUGGACUUAUCUCUCUAUUUUUUUUUUUUCUGUUUUUCUCAUUCAUCACGGCUGCAAGACUUGUGAUGCGUGGUGUCAGUGCGUGGCGCUUGUCGUUUGAGCGCGUCUCUCGCUCCCGACAUCCUCUCCCCUUCUACCCCCCCUAAGUGGGAGCGCGGGAGAUGCGAAUCGACACGCGACGUCGAGAGAGAAAAACAAGGAACUGGAGAAAGGAUGCCACCCUGCGUCGUCCUCGCGUUCGGCGGGGGGCACGUGCGCGUCUACUGCAAUAGGAACUGCUACGAAGCGCCGUGCGCGGCGGGAGAGACCGCCGCGCACGACGGGACGAGUUGAAACGGGCCACGUCGACCGAGCCCGGAGAACGCUGUGGUCGUGGCGGUGAUGCCGGCCUGCGACGCUUGAUCACAAUCAUCGCAACGUGCUGAGUAGUGCAUGCGUUUUUGUUGGUGCUAUGGGGGAAAUGAUGGUGAAAUGACAGUGCGUCGUGGGGGGGCAGAGGCUUUGAGGCCUUGCGCGUUGUUUCGCUCUAGCUACCUAUGCCUGCCCUUUUUAUACACUUGUGUUCUCUUCUGCUGAGCUUUACUGUCAACCCCACAUGUAGGCUUUGUCAAUUUGUUCCCCCAUAUACACAGUUGUGCACAAAAUUCCCAUUCUUCGUCCCUCCCCCCCCCCCCCUCUUUUUUUUUUAUCGCUUGUAUUCGCCUGCUACAAAUCUUUAUUUAUACACCUCACAAAGGCCCCCCUCACCCCUUUACAUCAGCUCACAUGAUUUUUAGUGCGCAUUAGCAGAUGCUCGGCCUUUAUCUUUGAGACAGACGUCGACUUCGUGCUCAGCCUUCUGCAUCGUACCCAUUCAUUUAUGUGUGUUGAUCAGCUGACCUGUGGUUUCUCUUCAUUAUCUCCCUUAGCUUCUGCGGCACCAACUGCAGUUGCGAGAGCUUUCUGGUGUUAAAGCAUCCUUCGCUCUUCGAGCUAGGCAGCAUCACUAUCGUAGUACAGCCAGCUUCUUCCGACCAGCAGACGAAGGAAGCUUUGAGACUAACGAGGUAGACAUACUGCUGCCCGCAGUUGCAGUGCUUCGCUGUUCAGUUGUUUAACGACGUCUGAGCUAACGACGGGCCUGUUGAUUAGAACUUGCUCACACAGUACAUGACAGAGGGCACGCACGCUACAGAAUACCGGCAUGCACGUGGAGCAGAUGGCAGGGCAGGCGCCUCAUAACGAAAUCGGCUAGCAAGGCUCGCCUGUUGUGUCCUCCUGAUCACUGCUGUUUACUGCUUCAUAGAACCAAACAGUUGAGUUGCCACUGGCAUAUCAAUCACGAACAAAAGAGAAGAGGACAUGAAAGUACACUUAGUCAUUGUGUCAUUGCUGGGGUAUGUUUUGUACCAACGUUAAAUAGUAGCAUGCGCAGACUCUGAGCCUGGCGACAGGUAGUGUCGCAAAUUUGAGAUUGUCAUCCGUGGCCGACAUGCAGUGAGGAGCUCCCUGGCAGAUGACAGUUGCUCUGCGUGCAUGCACACGUUUCUGCCCUUUCUGUUGGCGUGCCUCGUAACGAAGUGUACAGAAGCAACCAGCCGUUGAGCACUUAAACGACGUCGUUGAAGACGUACGGCGUUAGCCAAGCAUCAUUUUUGUGGCCAUCCUUUUCUCGCUAUCACCAGAACACGGUGUCACCUUAAAUAUCGGUUUUGCUGGCAUCUGCUGUUUUUCUCAGUUGUCCUUCUGUCCCGUUGUCGAUCUUUUCUCCCCUCCCCUAUGUCACCAGCUAUUACCGUUUCGUUCGUGCAUUCAUGUGUAACCCCCGCCCUCCCCCGCUGUUUCAACUCAGACUACGGUGUUUUUCUGGCUGUGCUAUUUUCCUGUCCAUGUCGGCCCAGAUGGGGUGAGAACAGUCCGGCACGUUCACGCCAUCGCGGUCAGGACUGCGUCCUCUCCGCCCAAGUGGGGGAAAAAGUGCCGGUCACCGGCCGUACGUCAGACAUCCACCCCUUUCUUCCGGCCGUUUUUCCGCACCGGUACAUUACCAGCGGUGCGUGGUUCCGCGCUCCUGUGAUGCGUCUCUUGUUUCCGUCAUGAAAGUUCCUAUAUCUUUGCUGUUGCGCUAGCUGGGCCGCAAGCACUUUUCACGCCCCCCGCUCCCUUCCUCCCUUUUCCUGCGCUUUGCUCUUGUCAAAAAUCUCUUCACUCAAGUGGCUGCCACUUUCCGCGGAUGUGGAGGUUUAACCGCAGUUUCCAGGAAGUGCUUGUAGCAAUUCGCUUUCACUGGGCAAUGCCUGCAUUGUAGUAACCGAAGUUUCGUAAAUUGCUUUGCUUGAUUGGGGGCAUUGCAAGCGUGGUAGAGUGGCGUUUCUUACUGCAUGUUUCUGCAAAGCACUUUCUUCUUUCACACCGGUUUUAUGACGAGUUUUCAACAUGGGGAAUGCCGGACUUUGAAACAAAUGUGCAGGGGCACACGCUUUUGGGCAGAGUUGAAGAGGAAUUGAGAGAUUUUGGGGUUUUUUUCCUCUCUUGUGACAUUUAAGCAGAUUUGCAACAUUGACAUUUUUUUUAAAUUCUGGGCUCUUUUUAAAUAUCUAUUUGAUCUUGUGAUGGCAAAUGUCAUUUAACUGUGACUGUCAGCCUGGAGAAUGAACUAGGGGCAACUCUAAUAAGUUUCCAGUUUCUCAUUAAGAAAUUUUGACGGGUAUUUGGAAGCCGCUAGCAAAGCUGCUUUUCUGCGCAUAUAGGCAAUGACACAUCGCUCAAUGAAGGCUGGUGCUUUUGUUAGCAUUUUUGUGGAAUUUGAUGAACUUUAUAAAGCUUCCAUUAGAAUGUACAACUCAUCCUUUCCACAUGUGUUACAAUGAGUAAGUUCCUUCUGCACAAGAACUGCACAAUAAGCCUAGUGGAUCCCCAUUUACGGUCCACAAGGUUCAGGUCUCCAGUUUAAACUUUGCACUUUAAAAUUUGACAGGUUUGCAGAAGCAUUCUCAAAUUGUUUCUUCUCUUGAAAUCGCGGCUUGGCCAAUGUGGGGCAGUUACCAGCCAUAACGAUGGAGAAGGUUAUCAGCGUUUGUUCGUUGCUCUGGCAUUCCUGCGUUUGAAAGCUCUCCCCUUUUGCUGACAAUCCAAACUUCCGUUCGACUUCUCCAUGGUUGCACGAACAUUGAGCAUGUUGAAUAAUAGAGCAUUUCAAGCGUGGCACCCGUUAGAUCAGAACUGCAUUUCUCAGGCCUUUGUCUACUGUAUUUGCUACUGUAUUUGCUACUCUUUUUUUUCCAGCUUGUUUCCUCUCUGUAUGCCCGAAGCUUGAAAAUUAAAAUGUGAGGAGUGAAGAGUGAAGGUGAUGAAAGGGGAACAGGCAGUUGAGGAGGACAUGAGAGAGAGAGGUGGUGAUGGAGUGAUGAAGGAGGCAGGAAAGGGCAGGCCCUGGUUUGAAGCCAUCGCCCAUGUUUGCGUCCAUGUAGCGUCGUGUCUUUUGCCUAGCGUCUUUUUCGCUCUCGUGAUGUGUGCACGGCCAGUUUCUAGUGUCCAGUGCUUGCAGCAGCGGCUCAAACAUAGGUGCCUGUGUGCAUGCUCUUUGUGCGAAGGAUAAGUGCGGGGGGUUUGGUGAUGGAUGAGCGAAGCUGGGGGAUAAUGCCCACGUGGAGUUAUGGUAAGUGGCGCUCCCCCGUCUUCACCCAUGAUAAGUUCACGGAAGUCCAAGGUGCGGCAAGGUUUCGGGAUGACAUCCCACCUCUUCUUGCUCGCCAUGCUUGUUCAGAUUGUGUCUAAUGUUUGCGGUGUCCGUUAUUGUAUCCACCCGCCUCCCCACUUUUCGAAGACUUGCAGCUUCCCCCACAUGCCCCUCUCUUCGUCAGACCGACGACGGUGUGUUGCGGAUGAGUUGUAUCAUAGUUGCCGUUUUUUGUCGUGUCGUGCAUGUGUCUUCGGGUCAGUUUUCCACGGCGCUCAGAGUGGCCGUUUCCAUCCCGGUUUGAAACGUUCGUGCUCCCUUAGAAUCCUUCCCCCGCCUGCCAUUUGUCAUUUUCUUCGAAGUAGCUUUUUUUUUUGCCGAAGCGUUCCUUUUUUCUGUUUAUCGUCACCUGCGUCGGCUCGCUUCAUUUCGUGCUCUUGGCAUGCAUUGCGGAUGAUCCUCGCAUCUGCACCAACCACGUUGCAUGUCAACCUGUCUGUCUUGCGCCACGCUAGACAAAUGCAACCGGAAGCGGGGGAGACCUAACAGGGUCUUUCUUCCGGCGAAAAAGUAAAGAAUAACCAUCGUCACCGCGCUAUCACCGCAGCAUACACGACGAGGGCGUCGGUUACGGCCGACCAGCCCUCCAGGCUAUCUCUAGGUGGUCACACUCGUGCCAAAGGCAACAGCAGUACCUGACGGAAUGAGACUUCGACCGGCACCGGCGACAUUGGAUCGUUGGCCGGUCGGUCGUUGGUUUUUCAAGAUCAGGUCAAAGAGAUGUCGCUGCAGCUUAAAAAAAAAAAAAAGGAGCAGCGGGCGAAGAGGCAAUGGUGUAGGAAACAAAACCGGUGUCUGUCGUAGAUUGGUUGAAGAAGCAAAGAAAGAAAGGAAGGGUACGAGGCAACCCUGCAUUUCCAAAGAAAGCUGUCUCGACGCGAGGCUUGCCUGGGUCAGUUCAUGAGCUUUUUUAAAGGCGUUUGUUCAGUCUCCGGUGUGAUGAUCGCUGUAGUUGCUUCAGUUAUUGGUGUGAAAGAAAUGAAUAUUACUUUGUCUUGUGGGACUCCCCUUUUGUUCAGCCUUAGUUGGUUUCCAGGGUUUUUCAAAGGUGAAGGCCUGAUUUAUGGAAGCCUUAGAGGAAGCUCCGUGUUCGGUUGCAGGCUCGAUUCACAUGGCUGUCAAAUACUCCGCCACAUCGCCAACGUGUGUCACGAGACAGUGUUUUCUCCUUAGUUUCUUCUAAAUAAUGUCACGCCAAUAUUCUUAAUGUCAUCGGCCCAUUUUUGAAGAAAGAGCAGUAAUAUCACACACUAUCAUGAGCACGUGACAUGACGGUGUUCGCAAGCACGUCACAAACAUUGUGACGAUGUGACGGUGCGCGUGACGGCUAUAUGAAUCCAGCCUGAGUUGUUCUUGCGGGUAGUUUUUUCUUUUCACCUUCUCUUCGAGUCCUUGCGUUUGUUCAUAGGAGAAGGGCGAUCUCGCGUGUUUCAUGAAACACACCGUCGGGAAGUGAAUGAAAAAGAUAUAUAUGUAUAAAUAUAUACGCAUCUCAAAGUUUCGGACCAUUACGUACGUGUUGCUCACCUCGGCACUGCCUCUGCCAGGACAACGUCUAUCACACACUCUCGUAGCUGUCGAAUAUCUCUUUUUCGUUGUUGUAGCCUUCAUCGUUCUUUAAGUAAGGGCUGGUGUUGCCUUUGGAGCAUGACCAAUGUGCGAGGUACGAAGAAGCGUUUAGGGGGCCGCUGCGCACCCGUGGUGAGUCGAAGCAGUGUCUGACGACGAGGAAACGUUGCACGUUUUUUUUCCCCCUUCGAUUGCUCGUGCGACGGAAGCGGUGCUGGCAAUGCUUUUCAGGCAGGUCGUCAUGUUAGAUGGCCAUGGAGCUGCUUGUUUUGCAUGUCGUCAAGCAGCUAUCUUCUAAGUGCCGCUUCGCAAGUAAUGACGUUUACCCAAGAUUGCGAAACAUAGAGUUGCGCCCUUCCUCACUGAACCAUUCCCAAAGACAUCCUGAGUUUCCAAAAACUUUCGACAUGAUAGCACUUGUCUGUCAUCAGAGUUAUCAUUGGCAAAUCAGACAUGGCCUCUUCAGAGACGUUUUGUUCCUUCGGAUUAAAUAUACUCUUUUCUGCCCCGCACAAAAUUCAAAAUGACAUCUCCUGUGGCUUUACCACGUCAUUCGACCUUCCCCAAGGUACAGUUGAAGCCCCUUUACACAAAAAUAUCUUCAUUAAAUCCAAUAUUGAUUGGACGUUGACGUCAGCAAGUUUUCUUAGUUACAUCCAACAACUUGCACAUGGAAUGCAUCACAGCGUUUCGAAAGAAAAAUGGCAUGCCGAACAUCAGCAGUGCUACAUGACGAGCUGGCCGAGAAAAUGCACAUUGCUGGCAGACGAUGGGUUUUUCAAUAUUCCUUCCCCCCCCCCCUCCCCUCAUUCUCGAAGUGGUUCAUAUAUCCUUUUGAAUGUUUAGAAGAUUUUACAUUGUCCUUGUUAGUUUUCUUUUGUUCACUGUUUGAGGAGUAUUUUGUUUUUCUCAACGUUUGCCUGCCCUAUCCCGGUGUAUGGUUUAGUCGAAUGUUUCACUUGACCCCCCCUUACCCCAAGCCCCAUCUACCAUCUCGUAUCCUUUGUUUUACCUGGUGAGCGUGUUUUUUUUUCUGCUUAUAAAUAUAAAAUAUAUAUAUAUAUAUAUAUAUAUUAUACAUACAGAAAAAAAAUCACGCGCGUGAAUACAGUCUAUAUAUAAAUAUAUACACAAUAUAUAUGUAUACAUAAUUCCUCGGUGCCUCGGAAUUGCACAUUGUCUACCUCCCAGUAAAACAGGUCCAUGUGUGUCAGGUUUCAAGCAUUAAAAAGAAAAAAAAAAUAAAUAAGCUGUGAAAGUGUUAUACAGAAGUGGUCUUAAGUUAAAUGGCAAGAGAGUCAGUCAAGUCUAGAUGGUGUACAAGAGUUUAAAAAAAAAACAUUAAGCAUCAGAAAGUGUGGCUUUAUGGAAAUGCCCCCUCUGUGUCGAAACCCAUGCGUGUGAAAGUGUGAAGAAAAAAAAAAGACGACAAGAUUUUUUGAUUGCUGUGUUAGACUUUAAAAAAAAUCAUGACAGUUUGUGCCUUAGGUUGGUGGGAAAGUUUGUUAUUUGAGAGCAUUUUUUGAAUGGUCAUUUGUUGUACAAAACGGGCAGGAAAUUUGCGAGUGAAAUCCUAGAACAGUGUUAGUAUUCGUGCAAACGGUGAAGCGAAUAAGUGCGAGAUAUGUAGAGUUUUGUUUUUUCGUGAGCGCUUUUCGGCAUUAAAGGCUACAGGCUUCCCGAUUGGCGUCAGGGCUGCCAUUGAAGCCCACUGUAAAGGUGUCUUGGAGCUCCCGGAAGUUCGUUAAGGAGGGUCGUUGAGGGGCAGUGCUUUGCAGGGAGACGACGUAUGCCACUCUUCGUUCUGAGCAUUGUUGCUCUUUUGGCAGUUACUCUUCUGGUUAGAUGCGUAUCGUAUGGUUACUUUGUGCAAUUUCAUACACUGCAUCCAGUAUGUAAACGUCAACUGCAACAAAAUAUGUGGACACCAUGAGAAGCCUAGUUUCAGACAGUAUCAGUACAGAAAUGCGACGGCGCACAUAUUUACGUUUGAAGUACGAGUGAAACGUCUCAAACAGCCCCUUCCAAAAACGGCUGCUUUUGAUACCGAAACCGGAAAAAAAAACUUCACCAUAAACACUUGCCGAAUGUGAUACAUAACAAGGGCAUAACAUAGAAGGACCGGCUCCUUGGCAGGGCCUCUGAGAUGAAUGGCCACUGAAACGUCUCGAAGGGUGCAUGCCUGGACCUAUGUCACGGUGACAGUGACCACGUGCUGCCGUCUGCUAAGCGUCGUCUGCUUAGGUGCUGUUCGACAGUCGCUUAGCAAGAAAACUACACCAUUACCAACCCUGCGGCCUUUUUGAAGAUUGGUUCGGCAAUACAUACUGCUCACCCGUAAUGAAUUUCGGCAAAGUGAAAUUUCGUUGCAGCUAGAUAUGGACCAGAAAUGGCUGUGGCUAGAACAAGGACUGUUAGGCUUAGCUGCUGGAAGCAAGUGCACGUCCCGACUAGGUGGCAGCAGGCCUGUGUUUCUUUUUAUUGCUGCAUGGCUACCAAAUUUACAGCUUCUAGUAAUGACAGAGAAGUAUUUACAAAGUACGAAGGAUUGCAUGUAUGUUUGUCAGCAGUAGCUGUGUUAUACUAGAGAAGUGUGGUGUAGGACUCGUAACUAUACUCGCUUUCUGCUAAAGUUUAGCGACUGUUUCUUAGCAGCUUUCUUAGCAGCUUUCCCGCGCAAAUAUUUCAGGUUGUGGCGAUUCUCUCGCUGUACAGCUGCAGUCACCGCCAAAGGUACAGAAGCAGCACGCAUGCAAUCGGCACUGUUUAUGGUGAUUGUUAGGGCGCAGAAGAAAUUCUCGUGUGGUGUGACCAACCGACGCCAAAGCCAUGCUUGUUCAAAAUAUUUCUACACCACCGGUCAUCGGGCUAGUUCUGUCAUUGUGCCCCACUUUCAAUGCUUGAAAACAGACUGAAACUGAUGGCGCUGGGUUUAUCGAUGCACCUGUAGUUAGAUUCUCGGGAUGUCGCUACAGAAUGUCGCCCUGUUCAGCACUGCCCCGGCUCCAAGCACUUGAAGUAGGACAAGUCAAAAGGUUCAUAGUGACCGUUACAAAUUGAGCGUAGCAAAUAGUACUAAUCGUAGUACUAAAAAGUCGAAGUGUGCAAGAAAUGAGAUAAAAAACCAUUUGGUGGCUUUGUCUUGCAACCGGAUGAGAUCAGCGGUGCGUGGACAGAAGAAAAAAAAAGCGUGAAAUAAGAGAAAAACUCUAUUUUUGUUGAGACUAGGAUUACACUUAAGUACGAAUAUAUACAUAUUUUGUUAGAGGAAGCUUUUUCAUAUUAAAUGUGGGUCUCAUUGUAUAGCGUGCAUCUAAGCGCAUGUUAUACGACUCAACAUCGUUCUGUACACAACUGCUGUCGUGAAAAAGUGGGGAAACUUUUGUACGCGUCAGUUCUGAACUGCUUUUCCUCAACCUGUGUAUUUCAUGCUUGCUUUUUUUAUUUGCAUACCCUGACAUUGCUGAGGGUGUGCUUUCUCUAGCAUAUUUCUUUUCUUUGUCUCAGGAAGUAGUAAAUGACUGCUCUGUUUACUUGUACUACAUUACGGGAAAAGUUUUGUACAUUACAAAAACAGCACUCUGGCAGCGUUGGAAGUGCCCUGCGCCUGCCAGCUUGUGAAAGGUCCCUCCCUAAAGUGACACUUUGGAUAGACAUUUUAAAAGAAAGUUAGUCAAAUAAAUCUCUUCAGAAGGUUACAGGCACUUGGCACCAUUCUACCAAGCCUUUCUGUUUGUUUAAUCAAUUGUACCGUCCGCUUUUCUCCAGCCCUAGUACUGUGUGCGAUAUAUAUAUGUUCAGCACUGGUGAAACCGUUUUGUAGUAAGCAUCAAAUGCUCACAACAAAGAAAUUGUCUCCAGUAGCCCAACACCACGGGGCAGACGAGAGUUCGAGCAUCCGGAGGCAUCUUUAAAGUCGAAGUUGGCUAGAAAGGACAGUUUAUUUCCAGCGUAUCGCUUAUACAAAGAUUCAUACGGGGCUACGUGUUCAUGUUUAUUGGACCACCAUCCUUUCCAGUGUACUGCCUGCGUGAUUAAUUACAUUAAGCACAGAGUAUUACUGACUGAUUAUUGGAGCAAGAAAAUACGGUUCUUUCCAUAUGUCGCCUCAUAUUCGGUUUUCCCCAUUUCACGUCAUCGAGGUAUGUUUGAGGGUGUUAGUGUGAGAGAUCACGUGAUUUGUUCACUUUUGAAACUGCAGGCUUAAUUAGUGAAUAAAGUCCAGAAAGCAUGGAUACUUCUUUUGUUCCUCUUCUUUUUACAUGAAAAGCGGCCUCCUUGUAAUUGAAGGUGUUCGUGAAAUUGCAGACACCUCUUGGGCAACAGCAAAUGUGCAAACCUUCUGAAAUGAUUUUAGUGCAAUAACACAGUGAGCACAGUCUGUCCACAGGUGACUUUAUGUAGGGGCUUUCAACACAGUGUUCUUUUUUCUUGUUCUUUUGUGGCAUGUCAAGUUUUCACGGUAGCACAUGUGCAUAAAAUGUGUGCGCUUAAGAUUAGCACAUAGGUUCAAAAGCUGCACGAGUAUGGAAUCUGCGCAAUUUUCACAAUGAGCACACUGGCCCUCGGCGUUUGGUUAAUCGUACACGACAUUACUCUGUGUCGCUUGGUCGAAAAUCUGGCGCCAUAUGAAUCUGUUGGGAUUAUAUGGCACCGUGAAAAUUGCUGUGACCACUGUAAAGUUGGCAUUGCUAAUGUGUUGUUGCCGUACAAAUGACAUGAUUGUAAAUGUACUGAUACAAUUGAUAUCGUGACGUUCUUUCCCUUUUUUUCGCUUUCACGGGUACAUUUCUUUGGCGGUUUGGAGGAACCUGCGUAUGUGAAUGCCAUCUAUCGGCUAAGCCUUUUCCAUGGCUCCUGAUUUCCGUUUGUGAAUUCAUGGCCAAUUGUCACGUAAUUUACAGAUGUGACCAAGGAAAUUUGGACAGAUAUUUACGUAUAAAGUUAGCAAAGCCAGUUGCCUGUGGAAACCUUCCUUCAACAUAUAAUUUUGCAUCUCUCCACAUGCUUGUGACGUAAGCCAUGCGCAUCGUCACGAGUGUGACGGCAUUCACAACGUUCGGUGGUCCCCUACCGUCACGGUCACUCACAUGACUUUCAGGGAAUAAAAACUGUCGCUCAGGCAUUCAUUGCGUAAUACAUUGCAGACCAUCGACUUCUUUCAGGAUUGCAACGUUUGCGUGAAAUGAAAUAGAAGAAAAAAAAUGUGUCACACAUACCCGGAUCAAGCCGUACCUUCACCUCCCUGAACAAUACUUGCCCGUACAUUUGUGUUUUUGAAAGAAAAAAACGUGUGUGCUUGUGUGUUUGUGUGUAGUGUCAACUUUAUAGAGUUGAGAGGCCUUUCUUGGGGUGCACUGUUUCUUCAGACAUUUGCUUACUGUGUGUGUGUGUGCGUGCAUGUGUCUGUUUGUGUGCUCAUUUGCUGUCAACAUGGAUAUCAUUCACUGGCUUCAACUCUUGAAGUUGAUGGUAACGGAAUUCAGCAUUGCUCUUCUGCCUGACAUUAGACGCGAACGCGACACAUUCUAUAUCUUUGGAGAUGUGUGUAGUCUGUAUUGUACUUCUGUUGUUGUUUUUUUUUUUUUUCGGUUACACCACGACAUCGAAGUCAUUCCGCAUGAAUUCAGCUAGCAUGUAAACUGUACACUUACCUUUGCUGAAACAACUGGGAGUUUACCUUGGCUCAUGUUGGAGCUCCCAUCAUGUUUUACGGCUUACCCGCCAGAUUCAUUAGGGAAUCGCGACUGUUGGCAUUGAAUCGUAAAUCUGUUAACAGUGAUAACGUUGAUGGCUCAACAAAAUUUACUGUGAGAAAUGAAUUCCCAACGAACAGUUUUGUUUCUACUUGAACCCCACUACCUCACGUUUUAUUUACCAUUUCUUUUUUUGUAUUUUUGUGCGACUCAUCACAUGAGCCCUCCCCUUCAAUAUCGGCGUUUUUUUUUUUUAUUGGCCACGAUGAGUGCAUAACAGCUGGCACAUAUUUGUGCCCAAACUCGUUUAUAGAGACAUUAGUUUCUGUAUCAGUGCAAGUUCUUACGAACUGUCAUUACUCAAUGCGUUGACUUAAAUUUCGCAAAUUUAACGUGCUGCCGUGAUACCAGAUGAUACUAGCUGGCUUGUUUUUUACAAAAAAAAUUUACGGGUUUCACAUUUGGUUUCCAUGCGAAGCACUUGCUUUUCAGAGUGUAAGGUCGAACCAACAAUAGCGUUGCUAACAUGCAAGUAUUUCAAGAGGCUUGCUAUUUUUUUUUUUUAAUAUAAACUGACCACUGUAGAAAACCAGUCGUGUUGGCUAGACACAUUCUUUUAACACUGUUUUGCCUUUCUUGCACUCUGAUGCAUGAAAAAUAGAGCAGCUGUGAAAAAAAUUCACAUCUAUCAAGUGUACAUGGACGUGUAGAAAAAAGUCUAGAAGCUUCAAGUGUAUGAGCAAGACCUUGAGCAGUAGCUUGAGAUCAUACAGAGCUUUUGCCAACGUUCACUUGGAACCAACAUUGUACAAUACACAGGCACAAUCAUUGUAUAAUCGCUCGAAUAUGCGCAUUAAUUCUCUUUUUGACUGGUUCAUUCCUGUUCAUUACGGGUCCCUGGGCUAGGCCUAAUCAUUAGGCUUAAGCCCCGAGUAAUCCCAAACCAUGGGAUUGAGAACACAAUUUUUUUUUUCCCUGUCUAACUUGCUGGAAGCAGACUUGCUAACAGCACGUUAAAUGUCACGCUGCGCCGUCUACUGCGAAAUGGUGCAUCAGUUGAGUUUUUCUUCUCGUUUAAGCUUUGAUGAAUGGCUAUCGCCGUGUCUGUUUGUAGUCAUACUCUAUCCGCUUUGUUUUUGCUGCCGCUGCAGCAGCAGCCGGGGUGUUCUAAUCGCCGCAGCUACGAGCUUUCCCAUGUUGCAAGAGCUGCCGUGCUGGUAGUGACCCGGAUAACGAAUGUUUAGUAAUUAUCACGCCAUCUACGUGUGGAUAGGCGAGUCAAGUGGGUAUCGUUAAUUGUUGAAGCCAGAGCAGUAACUCGUUUAGCCAUGUUGCUAAAUGGAGCAGCGCAUCUUUCGCCUACGGGCUGUCCCACGAAGUGGUCACUGAACGGCCAUUGAUUUAAAGAGGGGAAUUUCGUAGCUGCUGUGGCCAGGGAAACCCUGUAAGGGCAGCUGAAUCGAAGGUACGUGCAGAAAAAAAAAUGUGUUGGCUCUCCUUCACUCUUUUGACAUGCUUGAGUCGUCACGGUGACUUCAGUAUUUACAGUUCCUACAAGAGUUUUUUCCGCGGCUUGCCCCGAACUUUGCGCGUAGUUUUAUUCUUAGACUCGACACAGCGGCGUUAAUUGCUAUACUACACGAUGGCGUAACGACAAGUACAAAAAACGCAUCUCAGCCUUUCUCUCUCUCUCUCUCUUCACUCUGUCGACCCCCAUGAGAGUGAAUGUGGGCUUUAGUAGCUGCUGCUGCUUUUGCGAUGUUGUUUCUGGUGUGACGAUGAAAUCACUUUAAAAGAGCGAAGAAGGUGCAGUACCACUAUACCUGUGUACUAUGUAAACACGAUGGGAGAAUUGUUGCUUGCUUCCUGUGACGGACGUCCCUGCAAUAACAGGCUGAGGCUGGACUCGACACGACGCACAAAAUUCACCGCAUCGUUUUGUUUUUUACUGCAAGGAGCCAUUGAGAUCGGCUUCUUAACCUUGGAACUGCUAGAGCGUCUUCUGUACUGCUGGUAUCUUUUAGCAGACGACUUGAGUAUGAAGGUAGGCGUACGAUCCAGAAGCAGUAAGGAAAAAUCGUUCGCUGCACGGAUAUCGUAUUCAGCAUCUACACCAGUUUUUGCUCUUUGCAGACAGUUUGGCAUUAUCCACUCUGGUGUCUAGUGCCUCUGAGAAUGCUCUUGGCUGUUCUUAGCUCGAACACUAUAUCGACUGUUCUAGCCGUGUCUAACCACAACACGAGAGUGCGCUUUUGCUCGGCAAGCCAGGAAACCUUAUGAACCUCUCUCUGCCUGUCACGAAGGGAUCAGCAGUGUUCGCUUGCAUCCGUAAAGGUGUGUAGUACUAGACUGCCUUUUUUGCCUGAUGCCUCUCGACACGUGCCGGAUGAAGCAUCCAGUUGCAGCAGGCCACAUGUAGGCUGUGACGUCAUAGGUACCGGUGCUGUUGUCGCUAACGCCGCCACGUUUGCUAUAGUUGCUGCACGUCGCGCCUGUCGAUGACGUAUGCCAAAGAGGAAAUUACGAGUCUUAGCGUUUAGGGACAAACACAUUUAACGUGCCGUCCAACCACGACUGCAGCAGGCUUUUUAGCGAUCCUACUGUAGCUACAUGAUUGAUGCCUACAUCACGGCUGAUUGUGUGACGUCACAGCUGGAAUGUCUUCAAAGGCUUAUCGUCUCGCGAAGAGGUAGCCCUUAAGGUUCUGACGUUUCUUUCGCUGGCAGCCGAACAAGUGUUCCGUCUUCUUAUGUCCCUGCGUCUUUGUCUGGCAAAUUCUUUGGAUUGCAGACUAACGGUUCAGCCUCAGCCUGGCCUUGCGGUGCUAUAUGUGUUUCGUCUGGGCCGAUUUCGACGCAGACGAUGCGGAGUUGUCUCUUUCAUGCAGUGUGUUGGUUUGUACAUGUGCUGCCAUUUCAGCGGCGUGCGUUCUUACAGACUGGCUGUCUUAUGGUGCAAGGCCAGGAGCUUUUUGCAUAUAAUGUGGCGUGCAUGUGUGAGUGUGUGUAGCUGUUUCAGUGCCAGCAAAACUUCAAAAGAAAAAGACAAAAAAAAGAUGGUGGUGUACACUGUGUAGUUUUUUCUGUAGCCUCCUUUUUUUUCUUCAUUUUGUAAUGCGUGUACUGGAAACUUAAUAAAAUUUUUAGUUUGGUAAGUAA
Messenger RNA from Rhipicephalus sanguineus (brown dog tick), 18894 nucleotides. Its product is annotated as homeobox-containing protein 1. The transcript has 12 exons. NCBI's taxonomy places the organism in Eukaryota, Metazoa, Arthropoda, Arachnida, Ixodida, Ixodidae. Bases 616 to 2262 code for a protein of 548 amino acids. Gene Ontology annotation, cellular component: nucleus. Gene Ontology annotation, molecular function: double-stranded telomeric DNA binding. The record is from RefSeq and is a predicted model, not a curated record. Gene Ontology annotation, biological process: positive regulation of DNA-templated transcription.